Molecule: messenger RNA, 2373 nt
Organism: Prunus armeniaca (apricot)
Lineage: Eukaryota; Viridiplantae; Streptophyta; Magnoliopsida; Rosales; Rosaceae
Source: the annotation of a GenBank genome assembly
AUGGAAACGCAAGACAACGAGAUCGAAAACCUCAACAGCACCUCUUCAUGGAGUUCCGCCGCAAACUGGACCAUCGCCGGUGGCUCUCUCGUAAAUUGCGUCUCUUUCGAGUCGUCUUUUGCUCCGAUCGACGACGAGACUCCAAAGUCCACCUCUGAAUCCUCUCUUAUUCUGCACCCUCCAUCACCCGAUUAUGUCCCUUGCGAGAUCACCAUUAAUUUCACGCAGAAACAUGAGGUCCAGCAGGUUUAUGUUCGGAGUACUGCCCGAGUCUAUGAGAUAUACUAUGCAACUGAUUUGCAGAGUGGCAAUGAGUAUCUCUGUACAGUUCGCUGUGGAAUUGCUGACAGAGAUGAAGAAGUGCUUCAUACAGGUGAUAAUGAAGAAGUACGUUCUACAAAUUCAAAUGGGUCUCUUAAGGACCCAUCUGAAGAAAACUCAAGAAAUGGAAAUGGUCUGAAUACCAGUGAAGAUGACUGGAUUGAAGUGAAAGUCCCAGAUACUCAUGUGCUUGAUAAUAAAAUCAAAUCCUUGCCAUUAAAGUUGGGUUCUGCACAGGCUUUUUAUGAAGCUACAGCACAGAUUAGUGAUGCAAGUCCUUGUGUAUCGCUCACACUUCGUCUACUGUCGCUUGAGAGGAAAGAUUGUGUUUGUAUUGAUGAGGUCUACGUGUUUGCUGACCCUGUUGAUUCAGCUGAUUCAGAAAAUCAAGUGAGUACAGUGGAAAGCUCAGCUGGGAGUUCUCUCAUGGCCAUGCUUGUGCCUACUCUUUUACAAUUUUCUAAAACAAGCGGUGCUCACCGAACACAAGACAGGCGCAAUUCUGAUACAUGGGAAAAACAGAACUCCCUAGAGAUUGGGUCACAAACAGUUGGUUCUACCAGUGCUGCAACUAAGAUUCAGGAGGAAGGAAAGGCCAGCAUACCUGAUCACCAAGAAGUAAAGGUUCAGGAUGUGAAUAGGGCUACUGUGGGUACAGCCCAAUUACAGAUCCCACCACUAGUUCCUUUUAGAGAAAGCAAACCUGAUUCCCCCCCAUAUAGUCAUGUAGAAAGAGCUGUGGACCAGCUUUGUUCUCGAAUGGGUAGAAUAGAGGAUCUAUUUUUGAGGUUUGAAGAAAAUAUGCUAAAACCAAUAAGCAGUAUUGAGGCAAGGCUUGAAAGGGUAGAGCAGCAGCUUGAAGUACUCACAAGAAAAUCACAGAAUUCCGGGUUGCCAACAUGCUCAAGAUUCUGUGCACCUUCUUUCUCAUGCAUUGAGUCUGAAUCCAACUCUUUCUACAAUAGUGGAAAUGAUUAUCGCCAUUGGGAGGCUUUUGAAUCAGGUAAGAAUGAGGUUCAAUUGGAUGCACUCCCGACCACACCUUAUGACAUGUCUGGUUCAGUAAAUUCCCCUCGUUUGUUCCCAAGUCUAGUAGUAACUGCUCCUGAAUUUUCAAAUGGUGAUGAUGAGGAGGAGGAAGAAGAAGAAGAUCAUGAAUCAGAUGUAGUGGUAACUCCUUCAGAAAAUAAACCGAGGCCUGCUUUGACAAUUGAUGACGCUUUAGCAUCUGCACUAGCUGGAUUCAUGUCUUUGACUUCAACCCAGCCUGAGAAAUACACCCAAACCCUUUCGGUUAAAGCUCCUGAUUUUUCAAAUGAGGAAGAUGGUAGUGUUGACAGAAAAUCUCCAGCAAGUGUUGAAAAUGAUCGUUAUGAGGAUGGAGAAGAAGGCAAACUUGUUGAUGGCAAGAGCAUUGGGAAUGCAGUUGAUCUAGCCAAUCGUGGCAUGAUGUCUAGAACUGAUUUUUGUCAGAUAACAGAAGAGAUUGAAAAUGGAGAAGUCAGCACGGAGAUAAGCAACAUCCUGGAUCUUGAUAAAACUGAUAUACCAAACUCGUUGCCUCAAGAUCAGACCGAUGAUGAACACGGUAACACCCAGGAAGAUACUUAUACAGAGUCUGAUUUAACUACUCCAAAGGAAGCGACAGAAGAGAAUCCUGACAAAGAUAUUCUGAAGAAUAUCCUUGAACUUUCACGCGCUGCUUCAGUGGUGGAUUUUGGGACUCCAGUUCUGGAUCCCCUAUUUUCUCUUGAAGCUCUUUUAGCCGAGUUGCCAGAAUCAAAGACCGAAGCUCCUUCCGUCAAGGAAACUGAUGAUGCGGCCCUGGUUGGUGAGGGUUGUAAGUUGAUUUUGGUGGAGGAUGAGGAGCCAGUUGGUCCUGCCCCUGAUGGUAAAUUCUCUGUGGAUAUGGAUUUCUAUAGUGUAGGAGAACCUUUGAGCAUGUGGGAUGACGAUACAUGCAAUAGCCAUGAGACAUUUGCAGCGAGUCUAUUUGAUGACUCUCUGUCUCUUCACAACUUUGUUAAUCUUCUGUACAUAAAUCUGGGCUAG